Epinephelus fuscoguttatus (brown-marbled grouper) is the source of this 11114-nucleotide messenger RNA. It is a transcript of the gene nsd1b, whose product is annotated as nuclear receptor binding SET domain protein 1b. The record is from RefSeq and is a predicted model, not a curated record. Gene Ontology annotation, biological process: regulation of DNA-templated transcription. Gene Ontology annotation, molecular function: histone H3K36 methyltransferase activity; protein binding. The transcript is spliced from 24 exons. Gene Ontology annotation, cellular component: nucleus; chromatin. Lineage: Eukaryota; Metazoa; Chordata; Actinopteri; Perciformes; Serranidae. The coding region runs from base 296 to 7957 and encodes 2553 amino acids.
GAGGCUGAACAUAUAAAGACAAUUGUUCCUGUCGUGGCAUGAGGGAUCCAGGACUGAGAGCAGCCUCCAGAGACCCCUCAGAGCCCCGCAGAGGUGCGCUGUGAGCCUCAGUCCCUCCGUGGCUGGGUGAACUUUAUAUCGAGCAUAUAUUAACACUUUGUGGCCUGUUUUUUUUUCCUCCUCUAAGGCUGGAGGACUCCAUUUUGAAGGGACCGGGUGUGCAGCCACAGACUACACAGCAACUCGGCUCAGGGAAGGAAACCCGUCUGUUUUUCCGGGGAGGAACCAUGCCAGCAUGAGUGGGUCUUACCCAGGCCCUGGCAGAGAGACUCAUCAGUCCAGCUGCCCUUUGACCCCUGGUCGCGACCUCUCCACCCACUCCUGCACCUCUAGACACCAUGACCACAGGCUCGGGCUAACCAUGUCUGCCACCGCCUCCUCCCUCAAGCAUGCAUCCAUCUAUGGAUUCUCACACAGGGACCACUCGUCCUCCUCUUCUUCCUCUUCAUCCUCCUACAGUCCUCUCAGGAGGCUGCAGCACCUCACCACCAUGGUGAGCCAGCCUGACCUGGUCCUGCCGGUGAGGGAGCCCGAGAGGAGCUGGGAGUGGGGGCUGAGUAAGAAGGAGAGGGGGAAGGGGAUGGAGAGGGACUCCUGGGCUGACGGUGAUUAUUCUGGCACGCAGAACACCAACAGGGAGGAGAGCUUCAGUAGCUCCUCAGCUGGAUCCAAACAACCUGUGGUCCAAACUAAAAGUCGAGACAUGCCAGCAGCCAAUCGCAGCGACCCUGUCGUCUCAGAGAAAAAGAACGAAGGUUGUUUCUCCGGCCCGCCCAGCCCAGCCUUCUCUCUUGAUAGCAACAGCCCCUUUGCUAACGGUUUCCUCCACUUUGAGUCCUCUUUGUUUGAGGAUGACGACAAUGAUGAAGAGCGGGAGAAGGUGUCGCCUCUGGGAGGCUUGCAGGACAAACACGAUCAGGCACGGAAUGUUCUUCCGUCCACCCCUGGACACUUGAAUUCGGACUCCAAGGAUGCUCCCCUGUCAUCCGCCAAGGUCAUCACCCGGUCCCAGUCCUCAGGUCAGCGCAGGAGAUACUGGGACGGCUCGGAUGACGAGUGGGAGAGUGACACUGAGCUGUUCCUACUCGAGGAUAGUCCCUCAAGGCAUUCAUUGUCGAACAGCCUCAAGAAAAAGUCUUUGCCGCCUGUGAAGUUUGUGGAAGGUGAAGUUAUUUGGGCAAAGUUCAACCGAAGACCAUGGUGGCCCUGUAAGGUGACCGUUGACCCCGUACAGGGAAUCUAUCACCGAGUGAAAGAACCCAGUGACCGGCCCUGUCGGCUCUACCAUGUCAGGACCUUUGGGGAGCCCGUGGAGCUAACCUGGGUGGAGGAAAAAGCAACUCACAGUUUCCAUGGAGGGUUUGAAUUUGAACAGCUGCCCCUACUGCGUCGGAGGGGGAAGCAAAGGGAGCAGAACUACAAAUACACUAUUGCAAAGCGUUAUCAGGACUCUUGGAAAUCCAGCGUGGCAGAAGCGGAAUUUUUUCUCCAAGAAAAACCCAAAACAGAUUCCUCCAUUCCUUCCUCCAUAGACGAUGCCUUCCACGACAGUCCCACAGUGGAGAGCGAGAAUAAGGCCCAGCCAACCUUUCUUCCCUCCCCUUCACCACUUCCACUUCCGGAGUCAUCGCACUUGACCAAUGGAUCCAUUUCAUCCCCACUUACAACUCCAGCAAAGCCAAGCACUUUAAGGAAAUCUGGCAAGAAGAAACCAAGUAAAUCGUCAAAGGACAUGAGUAGCAAACACUCUAAAAAGACGUUGCAUAAUAGCCCUGACCAGUCAGAUAGAGACAGUGGAGAAUGCCCAUAUUCUGACCUCGACUCAGUCCCUAAGAUUUUGUGUCCUAAAGCACUUGAACGUCAGUCUAAACUAGCUCCAACUCAGCCAUCCGUUACAGUUGUCAAAGAGGUGAAGAAGCAGCCAGAGAUUCAGAGUGGUCUGUGGUUCAGUAAAUCAGGCAAAGACAGACGACCCAAAACAACCAGUCCGAUGCCGGACCGCACUCUCUUUAGUAAGGUGCCCUGUAAGAAGAAGAACUCAUCUGUUGUAACUAAAAAGACACUGGUUCCUAGUGCCUCCUCUUCCAGUGGUGGGCUCAGUGACCAGUCAGUGUUGUCAGACAAGCAUAAGACUCCUGCUGAAACAAAUCUGUCACCUGAACAUUUGGGACAUUCAAAGUGUAAAAACCCCCUGGUUGCUAACAGGCCUUUUGGUACAGCUGGCAGUCCCACUGAACAGUCAGGACUGUCAGACAAGCAGAAGUCCCUCGUCUCUGUUGAGACUGGUGUGCCCUCUGACAAGUGUGGAUAUUCAAAGGGUAGACAGAUUGUCAGUAAUACAACUGACACUACUACUGGCUUGCUGUCUGACCAAUUAGAUAGCUCAGAUGUUGAAAAGGCCUCACAGCCGCCUAGCCCAGUCACUGUCAAUGACCAGUCCAACCAAUCCAGAUUGAGAGUCGGUCGAACUGAACAUUCAGACAUGAUGGCUAAUAAAAAGAUCCAUGUAACUGACAGGAUUUCUGACCAAGCAGAAGAAAAAGAAACUAAAAAGAGUCCAGGGUCCCCUUUAAAUAUUGACACUACUGACCCAUUAGUAAGGCCAGAAAAGCAAACAAGUCUGGUCUCGAAGUGUAGGCUGCCAUUUGUCAAAUUAAUACGCAAGGACAUGAAGGGUAAAAAGUUCCUAAAUUCCAGUGUAACUGUUAGCCCUGGUGACCAUCCUGGAUGUACAAAGAAUGAAAAAACACCAGAUACUGAUGUGACUAAAGUGUCCACUAAACAAUCAGAUUGGGUGGACGGCAAAGCAAGUGUCUCCUUAGAGCAGGUAGUCAGUUCAGAAUCAAUAAAGGUCUCAGUUAAGAAGUUGAAAGCAAGUGGUGGGACUGGUGUUCUGCGUCUCUCAUCAGAAUCAGGAAAAGCUAAAACUGUCGUUGCCUCCAGUGUGGCCAGUGUGUCUGAUGAGUUACGUAGCCAAGAAGCAGAACAGGUUUUAAAUGUGAGCCCUGGCAAUGAGACUUACUCAUCCUCUAACCAAUCAGAACAGCCAGAAGGAGAGAAGGUGUCUGCAUCCAAUGGAACAAGCAUGUCCUCUGAAGAGUUAGGCAGCUCAGAGCAAAACAAAACAUCUGCCACUAGUACAGAUUUUAAUGCAACUCCUCUGCUUUUGCACCGACAUGGGGAUUCAGUAUGUAAGAAAGCUCAUGUGCCUGAAGGCCUGUCUUCUGCAAAAUCCAAGAAAGUCAUCCACAAGUCAAAGCAGGUUCAAGAAGAAGUCAAGAAAGUCCUUCUCCAUGAGCAGCCUGCCCACCUCCCAGCUAGCAGUCGGCUGAUGACCAGAGCCCUGAGGGCCAUGCAGGAGGCAGAACAGAAGAAGCGUGAAAAAGCCAGAAAGGAGGCUGAGCAGAAGGAACUCUUAAAUCCUUACAGAAAAGCUGAGGAUCUUGUGUGCAACACUGCGCGCAAGUCCAAACUGGACUUUAGCAAUAAAAUUAAAUCUCUUAAAUCUCAUCAUAAUGACAAUGGCGGGUAUGAUCAGGACACGUUUUCUAGCUGUAGCACCCCCUCUUUGACGUUUUCUGAUACGGUUGACUUCGAAGUUGAUGUCAAAAGCGAAGAUGAAGACCUCUCAAUAUCCUCAACUCCACCAAUGGACUUCAUACCCCUUACUUCUAAGGUAAAGGCCAAGAGGGAAGAUCAUUCCUCUGAUAUACACUUCUCUUCCUCGCCUCCCUCACCAUUUGCUUUUAUGAAUGCCUUUAAAAACGUGGAAGAGGUGUCCUUCCAGUCCCUGACAAAUGAGAGCGAUGGUAAACCCAUCUCUUUCAAACCAGAUGCAAACUACAAGUUCAGCACUUUUCUCAUGAUGCUCAAGGACUUGCAUGACACUAGAGAACGAGACGGGACCCCCUUAGAACUGGAAAUUGGGCCCCCAAGUGCACAUGUUAAGGAGGAACCUUUAGUGAUGCCUGGAGAGGUUACACUCACAGGCCAAGCUCAACAAAUUGAACAUGUUAAAAAUUCAAAUUCAAGUCUAGACAAAACUGAAAUCAAACACAAUGAGGAGAGCACAGGUCAGGCGUCCAAGAGGCCCUACAACAGAAGGGGCAGUUCCACUGGCGUUAGAAAGAAAGCCAACCGUAAAGUGCCUUGUCGUCCUGCCAGGUCUGGACCUGGUUUCCCAGGACUGGAGUCCUUGCCAGCAGUAGACUCUUCAUCAGGAGUGGAUUGCUCAUCAAGAGUCCAGUCCCUGUUGGGCAUACAGACCAGUGGCUGGAAGAAGCAGCCUGGAGAUAGUGAAGGAGUGGCGGGGGAGGAGGAAGACAGGUGGAGCAGAAUAAAUGCGAAUCUACAGAACAUGGUGCCUUUGGAGCAGAGGGGGUGUGACACUACGCUGUGUCUGGAAAAGCCGAAUGGCCUUGUUGGAGGCUGCACUGAGACUAACACAAACUUUAUGUACAAGGCUGGAGAGGGCGACAAGGCUCCAAAAGCACAUAAACGAAUUAGGAAACCAAGCAAGAGGCUGAUUGAAUGGACUGAAGAAUAUGAUCAGAUUUUCUCCACCAGGAAGAAAACCAAAAAGCCUCUCCAGUUGAUUGGAAAGGCUGCUCAGCCCAUAACGUCCACGUCUGAACCCCCGGGAUCGGACAACAGCGCACACGACCACCCGUCCUUGAAUUUGCUUCCUGAAAUACAGACCCCACCUCCUGAGGAGAUCACCGCAACAACACCCUCUGAAAUACAAAUUCCCAGCACUGAAAACACAACUACCCAAGAUGCACCGGUGCUUUCCAUCGACACACUAACCCCUCCUCCUGAAGCUGACCCCUCACUGUCAGAAGGCCUCGUCAAAGACAAUGGAAGUGCUCCUGUGCUGGAGAAGAAGCGGAAGAGGAAACCAACGCAGAAGAUCCUGGAGUACUGUCUGGAGGCCGAGGCCUCAACAGGCCCCAAAAAGAAGGUCAAAACACUGAAGAAUAAUUCAAAUCAUGUGGCUCAGUCAGAUUCUGGACCGCCAUCUUUUAAAUCAAAGAGUAAGCAGCUCACAGCAGCCAGCUCCGCACCGACACCCACAGAAGCUUCCACCUGUGCGCCCAAAGAUCCCCCUCCCACCUCUCCUGCACCUUCCACUCCAGCGCCAAACCCACCCGAACCUGCCCCAGUGGAGACGGCGUCAGAAGGCAUAAAUGCUCCUCAAGCAGAAGACAAAAAGGACACAGCAGAUUCAGAGGGUGACCUGUCCGGCUUGGAUCACAGCUUCUCCUCCAUGAAGGACGACUUGUUGCUAUGCGAUGAUCCACUUUUACCCUCGAGGAAGAUCAUUGGGGACCGAGGAGGUCCUGCCUCCAUGAAGGAGAAUAUAUGUCAGGUGUGUGAGAAGACGGGGGAGCUGCUGCUGUGUGAGGGUCAGUGCUGUGGAGCCUUCCACCUGCCCUGCAUCUCUCUGGCCGAGGCCCCUAAAGGGAAGUUUGUCUGUCCGGAGUGCAAAUCAGGCAUCCACACGUGCUUCAUCUGUAAGAAGCGCAGUGAGGACGUGCGGCGUUGUAUGAUUCCUGUGUGUGGGAAGUUUUACCACGGGGAGUGUAUCGCCAACUACGCCCCAACCGCGCCUGUGAACCGAGGCUUCCGCUGCUCCAUCCAUGUCUGUCUCACCUGCUUUAUCACCAACCCCAACAGCUCGUCCAUCUCUAAAGGUCGCCUGGUUCGCUGUGUGCGCUGCCCGGUAGCCUAUCACGCUACAGACCUGUGCAUGGCAGCAGGCAGCGUCAUCCUGUCCAACAACAGCAUCAUCUGCCCUAACCACUUCACCCCCCGCCGCGGCGUCAAGAACCACGAACACGUCAACGUCAGCUGGUGUUUCGUCUGCACUGAAGGUGGCAGUCUGCUGUGCUGUGAGUCUUGUCCUGCCGCGUUCCACCGGGAGUGUCUGAACAUGGAAAUGCCUAAAGGCAGCUGGUACUGCAACGACUGCAAGGCUGGGAAGAAACCUCGCUACAAGGACAUCCUCUGGGUGAAGGUUGGCCGUUACAGGUGGUGGCCAGCAGAGGUCAGCCAUCCCAAAACAAUCCCAGAGAACAUCCAGCGUAUGAGGCACGACGUCGGGGAGUUUCCCGUCCACUUCUUCGGCUCCAACGACUACCUGUGGACCUACCAGGCCAGGGUCUUCCCUUAUAUGGACGUGGACGCCAACAGCAAAGAGAAGAUGGGGAAAGGUGUCGAUGCCACCUACAAGAAAGCUUUGGAGGAGGCGGCUGUUCGAUUUCGUGAGCUGCAGGCGGAAAAGGAGCUUCGGCAGCUUCAGGAGGACAGGAAGAACGACAGGAAGCCUCCGCCCUACAAACAUAUCAAGGUGAAUCGACCAAUAGGAAAGGUUCAGAUAUUUACGGCCGACCUAUCAGAGAUCCCACGCUGCAACUGUAAGGCGACAGAUGAGAGCCCGUGUGGCAUGGACUCAGAGUGCAUCAACCGCAUGCUGCUGUACGAAUGUCACCCACAGGUUUGUCCGGCGGGCGAACGCUGCCUCAAUCAGGCAUUCACCAAGCGUCAGUACAGCCAGGUGGAGAUCUUUAGGACGCUGUCUCGAGGCUGGGGGCUCCGCUGUGUCCAUGACAUCAAGAAGGGUCAGUUUGUGAGCGAGUACGUCGGGGAGGUGAUUGAUGAGGAGGAGUGCAGGUCCAGGAUCAGACAUGCCCAGGAGAACGACAUCUGUAACUUCUAUAUGCUGACGCUGGACAAGGAUCGAAUCAUCGAUGCCGGGCCAAAGGGGAAUGAGGCUCGCUUCAUGAACCACUGCUGUCAACCCAACUGUGAGACGCAGAAGUGGACGGUGAGCGGAGACACCCGGGUGGGACUGUUCGCCCUUGUUGACAUCACUGCAGGCACAGAGCUCACCUUCAACUAUAACCUGGAGUGUUUGGGGAACGGGAAGACGGUCUGUAAGUGUGGAGCGCCAAACUGCAGUGGCUUCCUGGGCGUCAGGCCAAAGAACAACCCUCCGUCUGAAGACAAAGGUCGUAAACUGAGGAGGAGGGGCCACGGCAAGAGGAAGAACAAGGUGGUGGUGACCAAAGAACGAGAGGACGAGUGUUUCAGCUGCGGAGAUGGAGGACAGAUGGUUUCCUGUAAGAGACCCGGCUGUCCCAAAGUUUACCACGCCGACUGCCUCAACCUCACCAAGAGACCUGCAGGUCGUUGGGAAUGCCCGUGGCACCAGUGCGACAUCUGUGGAAAGGAUGCGGCGUCCUUCUGCGAGAUGUGCCCUAGCUCCUACUGCAGCCAGCACCGCGACGGCCUGCUCUUCAUCUCCAAGCUGGACGGCAAACUGUGCUGCAGCGAACACGACCCCUGCGGGCCUGAACCGCUGGAGCCAGGGGAGAUCAGGGAGUACACCCCCGAGCCCAGAGCCCUGACCUCGGGGCUGGGCAUGGCCAUCAUCCCCUCUGCUGCUCCUAACGCCAACACUAGUCAGAUCCCGACCGCCAGGAAGGUCCAGGAGAUCAGUAGCAGCGCCGGCACGUGUACCUCUGAGCCGCUUCCUGCUUUCUCCAUACCGGUACCCAUCACUAUCCCCGUCGCAGCGCCCGCCUCUUCGCCUCCCCCUAGCAGCUCAGAUGCCCCCAGCAGCCCACCGGUGUAUGACCUCCCACACUACUCGCCCAUCUCCUCAUAUGAGGAGGAGAGGGAUGUCUUAGAGGAGGAUGAGGAGGACGAGGAGCUGCUGGAGGAAGUGGAGGACGAGUCAGAGGAAGAGGGUGAGGUGGGGAGGCAGAAAUCAGAUCCUCACGAAGAGGAUGGAGAGGAGGUGAUGGAAUACCUGGAGAUCAAAGAGGAUGAGGAGGAGGAAGAGGAGGACGAUGAGGAAGAGGAGGAAGAAGAGGAGGAGGAGGAGGAAGAGUGACGCACAGUGGAUUAUUAUUUACAGUGGAACAGAUUAACUGCUACACAGAAGCAGUCACUACAGCGGGGACGCAAAUGAAGAUUAACCAAUCACACGCAGCCCAGUCUGUCACUGUACCCAGCGAGCAGGUGGAUGUACGGAGGGCUCUUUAGGACAAAUCUAAAUCAACACAUAAAUAAAUUGUCCAUAAAUAAACAGCAUUAAUACUGUAUAGACUCAUAUAUACACAGACAGGUAUUACUGAUUUAGUUUUGUCCUAUGAGUCGCUCCUCGUGUGGUGACACAGUGACUUUGCACACACUGGCGCUGACUGCACCUUGAUGUGGGAGAUCUGACAAAGAAAAUUAUCUGGAACUUCUACAGACCGUAGAACUUGGGAUUUGUAAACAUAUUUCACGUCACUACUUGUUUUCUCACCUGCUGGUUUGUUUCAGUAUUUCUUCUCACUAGUAUUUCAGCAAGUUGACCUGCAAAAAAAAAGAAAAAAAAAAAAAAAAAAGCUUCAUGUAAUUGGAGACAGUUCCUGUUUCUGCAGAGCCGGUGUGUACUGUAGGUGUUUCGUGCUAGAAAAGACUGCACUGUAGCUUCCUGUCAGGGUGGGGUGAACUCUCCAGUCUUCGGUAAAUGACCUCAGCUUGGUAACAUUUGAAUCAGACGGUGGCCACGUUUGCAAAAUACCUGAUUUUUCCCAUAAAUAGAUCAGUUCUCUGUCCCUGCAGGGAUCACCUUCAGUUUGGGUUGUGUUUUAAACAUGGAUGUCGCUCCAAAUCAGGGCCGGAAAAUCUUGGUCGACUGAAAUUCUACCAACUCUUCAAGGAGAGGGAACAGAUUAAGUAAAUCGGCUGCUACCUGGUGGUGUCGGUGUCCACCACAGUGUUUCUUUCAUGAGGCUAGUGUAUAUUUUAAAUCCUUUGCAGUGGGCACUGAGCCUGGGCGGCAUGGCGGUGCAGUGGUUAAGAGAGUUAUGGGUUCGCCGGGGCCCUUCUGUGCAGAGUUUGCAUGUUCUCCCUGUGUCAGCGUGGGUUUCCUCCAGGUGCUCCAGCUUCCUCCCACAGUCCAAAGACAUGCAGGUUAAUUGGUGACUCUAAAUUGUCCGUAGGUGUGAAUGUGAGUGUGAAUGGUUGUCUGUCUCUAUGUGUCAGCCCUGUGAUAGUCUGGUGACCUGUCCAGGGUAUACCCUGCCUCUCACCCAGUGUCAGCUGGGAUAGGCUCCAGCCCCCUGCGGCCCUUACAGGAGAAGUGGUUAUGGAUAAUGAAUGAAUGAAUGGGUGCUGAACUGAGUUUGACAUUUUUUCUGGUUGCUGGGAGUUGAAAAAUGUUCAGCUUUAAUUAAAACCCUGCGUCGUUUGUCACUGGUACUUUAGGCUUGGGUGGUAUCAAGGUAUUCCCAUAUACCAGGCUUUUUAGAAAUCCCAAAGGUCUGAUUUUAACUACCGUCAAAAAUAAAAAUGCAUCUCUUCUAUUAAACUGCUGCAGAGAUGUUGUAUUGACACCAGAGUUUACACUAGACUUUGACGGCCAAUAUAGCUGUUAAUAUUCCAGAAUUCCUGCCACAGAGAACAACUGUCAAACACACUGUAUGUUUUAAAUAUUCAUAUAAACAGCCCACAUUUAUACAGCAACAAAACACUUUGAAUUAAAUAACCUGAAAACAAGCUAAAUGAAGAAGUGGCCUGUUGAACAGAGUGACGAAUCACAGGUUUAGUGGAAGAGGAGGAAAAGGACUUGAUGAGCCAAGCAUCACUGUAAAUUACCAAGUCUGCUAUUCACCGUUGGGCUUGCAGUGGAGGAGUGAAGCAUAUUUCUGGUCUGAUCUACGAGGAGACUUGCAGUGUGUUGAGCAAUGCCUGACAGCGUUCUCACUGAACGUCUGCGGCUUGCAAGCAUAGUGUUUACACAGACAGCGUUGCUGCUGUAACUACUGUAUUUCCACUAUUAAAAGCUAGUACUCUACAAUUUUUUGGCGCUGUGCAAGCAAUUGCAUCGUCAGCAACACAGUCCUGCAAAUAUUUCACAAUAGAAAGCCUCGUGUUUACAAAUGAAGGGAUUCCGUCCACAGAAACGCUGUUAGAGCGCUUUUAUUUUGAAACGUAAACAGGAAGCGUUGAGUUAGUUGUGUCACAUGAAGACAUCAAAACUGUAGUGAAAGGUGGUAUAAUGUCAGUAUGAUCAAAGACCAUUUUCAAACUCUGUUUUUGCUGAAAACAGCGCACGUCACCCAUGGAAAAUAGGCGAGAUUCCUAUUCUCAAGAUGUUCCACAGCUGAGCAGCAGCCACACUGCACCUGAACAGCGCUGCUCACGGCAGCAGUGUGGCUGCUCUGACUUGUUAACACUGGCGCUGGGAAAAAAAACCCCAAGAGGUUCUGCCUUGCACACGUGCUGCUCAUGUAGGCAAUGUGGCCUGGGAAGACUGUGACCGACGUGGAUGAGGCGUAUGCUCCAAAGAAAAUCUGGUCUUUAUAUGUUUAUAUUUAAGUCGCUUGGCAACUAAUCUUAUAGGUCACACAGUGUUAGGCUAUUUGAUGUAUUUAAUUAGUAUUAGUAUUAAUUAAUUAAUUAAUUUAUUUGUCAUAUUUCCCACUGGACAAUUUAGCCGCUGAUACUUUGAUCUGCCGGACAACUACAUGUGAUGCAAGCCAAAAGCCAGCUUACAAACUCUGAUUGAACUGAUGUAGUUCACAGCUCACACCACCAGAGGUCAGUGUCUACUGGGGAACAGGCAGCUGAGCUGAGAAAGAUUGCAAGUGGUGGGGAUAACGUUACAGGAGUAGUGUAAAUUAGGAUGCCUCUGCCCGUGUUUUGGAGUAUCACUGUAUAUAAAUUUUCAUGAGAUGAAUUCUUCUAACUACAAAAGCAGUCACACCAAGUUUUACUAAGUUCUUGAGCAAGAGGGGUGCUUAUUUCCUAUCUUGUCAUUAUUCUUUGGGGCAUAAGUAUUUAAACCCAUCAAGACUUUUCUAAGUCUGUCUGCGUAUUCGCAACACAUUGUUGGCCAGACAAUGUCAGUACAUGCUACUGUGACUUUUAUCACCAGCAGCUCAGCUUUAUAUUGUUCACCCCAGUGAUAUGUCAGGAAGGAAUGAAAAACAGAUACCGCUGAAGCCUAGUCACUUGUUACCUGCUGUCUAAUCACAGUGAAGGAGGGGCGGUACAAA